Zophobas morio is the source of this 795-nucleotide messenger RNA. Its product is annotated as brachyurin-like. Gene Ontology annotation, molecular function: serine-type endopeptidase activity. Lineage: Eukaryota; Metazoa; Arthropoda; Insecta; Coleoptera; Tenebrionidae. The record is from RefSeq and is a predicted model, not a curated record. Bases 10 to 795 code for a protein of 261 amino acids. The transcript is spliced from 5 exons. Gene Ontology annotation, biological process: proteolysis.
UAAGCAAUAAUGUUCCAUAUUGUUAUUUUAUUCUGCUUCUACGUAGUGUUGGGGCAUACGUUGCCUCUAGAAAAUACAGGACCUUCAGAUGUCAGAAUUAUUAAUGGCGAAAAUGCGACUUUGGGACAGUUUCCUUGGCAGGUGGGUUUAUACUUAGGUUUUGAUGAUACGGUUUGGUUUUGUGGUGGCAGCAUAAUUAGCGAAAAUUGGAUUCUCACCGCUGCACAUUGUCUAGAUAGAUCAGAAAUAGCUUAUGUUUACGUAGGAACCGUAGACUUGCUUUUAGUUCCUGAAAUGAUGAUUUCAACUGAUCUUAUUCUUCACGAAGAAUACAAUGCCAGCACCCUUGCAAACGAUAUUGGCGUUAUAAAGCUCAGUAUUGGACUGGGUUUCAAUGACAUUAUCGCACCAAUUACUCUCUCUUCCGAACCAAUAGAAGAUGGAGCAGAAGUUACAGUUAGUGGAUUUGGUUUAACUUCAGAUGCUGAUGAUGCCGAAACGAGUCAGUUUUUAAAUUACGUCACGGUCACAACAAUUCCCAAUAGCGAGUGUGCUGAAAUUUACGGAGAUUCCAUUCUUGAAAACAUGGUGUGUACUUCGGCGGGUAGUGAUCCUGUUAAAGGUGCCUGUUUGGGCGACAGUGGAAGUCCAGCGGUUUUGAAUGUCGAUACUGAUCCGCUACAAGUUGCUAUUGCUAGUUUCAUUGGGGGCACAGGGUGCGAAGAAGGAAAUCCCUCUGGAUUUACAAGAAUAGCUCCUUAUAGAGAUUGGAUUCAAGAGAAAACUGGUGUCUAA